GCUUGUGUAGCUGCGGUUUGAGCGCGUAUAUGCAGAGGAGGAGGAUGAGGAGGGGAGCGCAGUGGGGCGCGCUGAGCGGCAGACAGAGCAUCAGUACAGCGCAGCAGAGCGCCGCGGUCACACCGGGGAAGGACGCACCGAUCUCCGAGGAGAGGUGGGGAAAUCGGCUUUUAUUUGCUGGACAGCGUCGCACACACCUGACAGGCGAAGAUAAAAAGACAAACGACAACAAAAGGGAGGUUGCGCAAAAGUAGUCUGCAACAUUCAGGGUUUCAGCCGAUUUCUGCAAGUCGUGGCAUUUGUUUGGAAACUAGUCAAACAAUGCACUCUGUCGGAGACGGCUGAUGCCAGAAGAUGAGACUCGGAGGAAGUUUUUGGCGACGUCCCGCUGUUUUGUGGUCCUCAGGUGGGACAAAGUCUCUCCGGUCACCUUCUGAUAAUGCCUCGUGGCGGCGCGCCGGCGUGCGUGUGACUGACUGACUGACCGACAGUCUGUCCAAGAGAGAAAGAGAGGCUGGAUAGAAACACCAGACAGGCUGUCAGGCAGCGACGGCUGGACUCCCAGCGCAGGCUUCUCUCCUCUCUCCCCGCUCCCCAGACUCAUGCAGGAUGCCCGGGAAGCGCCGCCGGGGAGUGCUGGUCCAGCUCAGCCCGAGUUCAUGACGCCCUGGGCGGCCUCGUCAUGCGUUUCUUGCCCGAGCCCAGCGCCCAUUCCCUCCGGCUUCUCUUCCUCUUUAUCUUCGUGAUGGGGGUGGCCCCCUCUCCGGCGCUCACAGCCGGCUGCCCUGACGGAUGCGUGUGCGACGACCAGCUGGUGGUCCAGUGCGCCGGGCAGGAUCUCACGCUGUUCCCCAACGACCUGCCCCUGGCGACCCGGCAGCUCAUCCUCUCCAACAACCGCAUCGCGGACCUGCCGCCCCUUCAGCUCAACUACCUGUCCGACCUGGUCUAUCUCGAUUGUAGCAACAACUCGCUGACAGAAAUCUCAGAGUCUACUUUCGGGAACUUGCGGAAACUCGCUUACUUGGACUUGUCUUUCAACACGCUGCUGCAGAUUGAGGACCGGACAUUCGGGCCCCUGGCUUCCCUGGUGAUGCUCCGGUUGACGGACAAUCCGAAUCUGGGGGAGAUCCACCCGGACGCCUUUUCGGAGAACUUUGCUCUGCAGGUCCUGGACGUGAGUCGGAACAACCUGACGGUCUUGAACAUCAGCAGUCUGAUCGCCCUGCCCGCUCUGCGCUCUCUGGGCCUCAGCGGGAACCCGUGGAGGUGCGAUUGUGACACCGAGGACCUCUGCCUGUGGGUGCAGAUAGAGGGAUUCAAGUUCCAAGAUGAGGGCCAGACGAUUUGCUACAACCCUCCGGAGCUGGCGGGCCAGCGUUUGGCGGAGGUCGGCAUGCAGCUGCGGGCGGACUGCCACCAGGGUCUGGGCUACUGGGACUACCUCUUCUUCAUCGCCAUUGGCUUCGUCAUCUUCUCGGCCGGCACGGUGUCGGCCUGGGUGAUGGGCGUGCUCAUGGUGCUGUACGAGCGCUACAGCAAGCGUAAGAGCGAGGAGCUGGACAGCGAGGACGAGGACGAGAGGGGGCCGAUGAACGGGAGCGGCGGAGGAGGCAACCAGGGCAACGGGGACCUGAGCAAACCCAACAUGCAGGUGUGACGGGCCGCUGCGGAGAGGCGUCCGGAAACGCUACUUGAAGGGAAAACGGACAGAAAACGGAGGAGGGACGAGCCUCCGCCCUGAAACCGAGAUCUGCUUGUCUCUUCCUGUUGCAGAUUUAGAUAUCGCAAAUGCUCUUUAACGUAACGAAAAGUGUGUGUUUAAGUGUGUGUUGGCGUGUGUGUGCGCACGUGUGUGUGUGUGUGUGUGUGUGUGUGUGUGUGUGUGAGAGAGAGAAACAAUCAGAGACAGCAAUAAGGAUGCCUUCGAGCUAGGAGAACAGAUUGACCUCUGAGAUUAUUGAGAGCAAUAGCCCUGCACAUACAACCACAUGUUCCUCCAUGCGAUGUAAAGUGCUCUUUACCAACACCUUGUGCGAGUGGCACAUUCAAGCACACGCACACUUCAUUCAGAAAAUAAAGGUAAAAUAAGAAGAAGAAAAAAAGACCCAUGCCUUAAAUCUGCCACAGUGGAAACAGGGAAACUUGUUUAUGUCAAUGUUUAAACGGUAUUUUCACUUGAAAUAGUCAACAUUAGCUGUUCUGUGCUGAGGACGAAAUCUGUAAACAUUGAGCAAAAACUCAUUUUGGGGGCACAUAAUUAAAUAGAUAAAAACACAUUAGUGUGAUUGUGCAUAAAAGAAGUGACUCACAACUCACUGAAACACAAGCAACACAGAAAGUUCAGGGAUCUGCCGUUCAAAAGUCAGGGCAUUCUGUUCUUUAUUGAGGCUGCUGAGAUCGAAGCGGCAUCGGAAACUUUCCAUGGGGAUCUUGGAAAUAUUUCAAACUGUAAACUUUUCAUGGGAAAUCACGAGGAUGAACUGGAAGUUUAAAGAAACCACAUCACAUACGGGCAUGAAUAUUUUUUUUCUUUUGCAACUAAAUUCCGAUUAAUCCCCAUGAAAAGUUUCUCAGUUUGGCAAUCGAUGGAGUUUUGCAACCGCAUUUCUUAUGUCAAACAGGCACUUUGUUGAGUUUUUGUUGUUGUUGUUGUUCUUUUUAGCUACAAGUACUAUUGGAAAUUAUUUGCUUAAUUGGUUUUGCAGUCUUUUUGACUGACAGCUGGUUAGAGGCAAAAACUGAUGCAGUCUUCACACAGGAGAGAUAUUAGCAGAAUUAAUUGUGUGACAUUUUUUUGAAUGUAAAAUCAUCUCUAAAAAGCUUUGCCACUUUCUAACAAAGCAGCUUGACACCACUUAAAAACCUCGUUUUGGGCUGAUCUUUCAGUGUGCUUGAGCUUCGUAGAGUGAAGCUUCAGUGCUCUUUUCAACUAGGCGUGAUUACAGGCUCCCGCUUGUUCCCGAGUUUCGAUUGGCCGUUUGAGAAAUUUAGGCUUAGAGCACAACGCGCAGCGUCACAAAUUGUACGUGACUUGAACAUGUCACCUUGUUUGAGCUGGACGUUAUGAAAUCGUGACCUGGCUCCUGCGGGACUCCCUAAUGCAGCAGAAUCACAACAGGAGUGUCGGAGACGCAAGACCAACACCCCGGCAAGUUUUGAGUGCUCGUCUGCCUUAUUUAGAGUAAACAGGACAACGUUGGUUGCAGCAACAGUAACAUUGCACCGUUUUCUUCAACAAUGACAGAACACUGAUUUCUUCUCACAAGACGUUCUUUUGCAGUGAAAGAUUUUGUCUAAAACGGCGGACAAUCCCACAUUUGCAGACUUUGGUCCCUCACCUCAUCUCUAGACAUUGUGCAAGGUGUUCAAGUCAGAGUUGCCAACUUUUCAGCUGCCGGUACGGUUAUAGGAUCUCCUUAAUUGGAAUGAGGUUUGUCCAGUCGGAGUUAGAAAUAGAAGAAAACUCUGAAAUGUGAACGUUGGCAACCCUGCAGGUAGCCGUGUCUCCGGUGCUCCAAGGGUUUCAUUUGGCUGAUUUGUGGCAGGUUUAUAUGGUGCAUUUGAUUUGUACUCUGAUGCUGGAAUCUUGUAACUCCAAAUUAGGACUCCAAGUACACAUUGAAUAAAUAGGCCAUGCAUGUAAAACUAAUAGAAAGUUACAGCAAUAUAGUGGAUAUCGGCAUUCCCUUGUCAGGGACCAAAGCCAGCCGCAAAUAGUUAAGCUCCAGGAGUAGCUGAGACCCCCUCUAGAAAUUCUUGGCUAUUUUCACAGUUCAACACUAAAGAUGCCUGAUUAUGCAUUAACGCGUACAGGGGAAACUGUUUUAGCACUACCACAGAAGCUAAAAUCUACAGCGGUCUUCCUUUUUUCAGCUUUCUGGGGUACAGCCUAUCAGCACCAGUGAAAGUAAAUGCAGCCCCGGCAUUGGCUGCUUUGCAAACGGCAGCCAAUAGCAUGUCAAGUAGCAUGUCACCCAGUUAAUCCAGCUGGAUUAACUGCAAUUUCCUUUCACAUGUUUCAGAUGUGCGCCACAAAAAAAAUUGAGAAUACCUUUAAGUUAGGUUCCACAGUAAAAUUGGUGAAUCUGCAAAACAUGAAUUGUGAAUAGGUGGCAGUUCUGAUGAUUCCUUAUCAACAUAAAUCCGUAUAACGAUGUAAGAGACUGUGGUCAGUACACAAUAUCGCAGUCCAGGACUGACCAGUCCACAUUUGCAUUAUUCUGCUGAUCUGCUUCUAGACCGACCCUAAAUAUUGAAGAUUUUAAACUAUCUGAUGCAGCCCAGACUUGUCGACAACUUUUUAAAAGUCUGUAAGCUCUGAUAGGAAAAUGUGAAGCAGGUUAACAUUAAAAAUAUCUCCGAAGUCCUUAAAAACCUUUUUGUAUCUUGUCUCUGUCAAAUAUUCUAUUUUCUAGCGAGUCCUCAAAAUGCUCCUGAAUAAAUAUUUCACAUUAUGUGUAGGGUUCUUCAAUGAUUCUCUUCAAUUCUUCUUCCGACGAGUGUUGCUUAAAAAGGCAAGUCUCAAACACAGAUUUUUGUUGCUAAGUUGAAAUCAUCACUUUCAUUGCUAAUAUCAGUAGAUCUGCUACGACAUCCCUGCUUUAAUGUUUACGUUUCAGGAUGUGCUCCUGUUACAUUUCCCUGCAGACAGUUGUUAGCACAGCAACAGCCAGCAAAUCCUGCUGGCUACUGGGCCGGGCUCAGCCCAGCUCUGAAGUCAAUUCCAGAACCAUUACUGAUGCACAGAUCUUCAUUCCUGGACAUAUUUUCUUGUUUUUGGUGUCAGUUUACUGCUCGAGCUUUGUCCCCUGUAAAGGCAGACAAAGUCUUCCUUUGGGGGAACCAAGUACUCCGGUAACCUGUGCAUUGGCUUUUCGUUAGGUCUCACUGUGAACCUAAAGAUUCACCACAGUGCAGCAACCAUAUCUGAGAUGCUGCACUUAAAGAAGUGGGACAGAUUCAUGGUGGCUGCACAUGAAGAUGGUAAUAAGACGGAUUUAAUCAGUCAAGCACUUAAUGUUGACUUUAUGUGAUGUGACUGGUCUUAUCUCCUGGUUAACCUCACGUUACACUGAACAUACAAGGCUGAGAAAAUGAAUUUAAUUCCUUUUAGUUUUAAAUUUUUAUUUUAUUUUUUGUCCUAAGUUUCAGGCACAUUUUAUUGUUAAAGAAAGUGAAUUUCUUUUUGGAAACAAAGGCCAUCAAGUGUUUGUGACAAAUGAAAGCCACUGAGGAGAAAUACUCAUCUUAGUGUACGUUUUCUAAUUAAUUUGAAGGAUUUAAUGCGUGAACAACGUGAAAUUGGAUCUAAUUUAAGUUUGGACUUUGACAAAGCCACCCCAGAACCCUAGUUCUUGUGCCUUUGUUUUAGUUUUAGUCAGAACUGCUCAUACUUGGCAUUUGUGCUUAGUUUCACAUUCUUAUUGUUAAAUUCUGACUUUUAUGCAGGUUUCAACAUCUGUCUCGGAAUUUUGAAGACCAUUAUGAAUUAAAUUUAAAAACCCUCAGCUCAACAGAAAAGUCCAAACUUCAUCCAGCCAACUGGCGAUAAAUUUGCACUGACCCACGAGAAAUGCAAAAAAGCUAGUCAGCAGUGAGUUAGUGGUAGCCGCAACUGUCUUGAGUGUCACGCAAUGAAGACGUCAAAACAUAGAACAUACAAAAGUACGACAAAAUUUAAGACCUGUGACUAACAUAUUAAAGGCAAACUGAAUUUAAGACAUUUAAGACCUUAAUUUUAGAUACAAACAUUUAAAUUUAAGUCUUUUAAGGAUGUCCUGUGAAUCACGUCCUCUUAACUGAGCUGCAAUGUGUUGGGCGUUCUGCUUGCUUCUUGUGGGACCUCUCUGAGUUGUCAUUGUGCCCUUGAAGUAAUUUUGAUAGGCCAGUCACUUGUGGGAAGAUUCGCCACUGUUUUAUGUUUGGUUCUCAUUUCGGUUCUGCGUUGUCCAAAGCCCUUUAAAAUGGCUUUGUAAUGUCCUUCCCAAAAGAUUGAUGUCUGCAGCUUUACCAUCAUCCAGAUCAAGGCAUCAUUUUUUGCUUUUUGACAUCUUCUAUAUAAGUGUUCUAUAUAAGUGAAUGUAUUGAUUCUACAGAUUUGACCAUAAUUAAGCCUGGGUGUUGUUUGUAAACAUCAUCUUAACUGAUCAAAAAAUGGGUCACCAACCCGCAGGAAUGUCCUUGUUAUUUUUGACCGCCAUAAUCUUUGUCCUUGUGGAUCUGGAAUGUGACAAUGAAAAAGCAAAAAACAGAAGAGAUCUGCAGCCAAUAUGUUUAAACAACAACAUUCAAGGUCACCGGGGAGCACCGAAAGUGGAGUGUUUGUUGGUUGCUCGCGCGACUGCGUCUGUUUAAUUGGGUCAGAGCAUCACAAAGCAUCUCUGCGAGCAGCAUGGGUGAAUGAUGUAUGGACAGACGACGAUCGAAAGCCCCUUCUCUUCCACUCCGCGUCGCCUCCAGCCCGUCCGUCGCGGGUAGGAGUUCGGAGAUGAUAAACGACAAACUUCCUGAUGGAGAUGGGCGGGGAGAAGAGUGCGGACAAUGUCAGAAGUGUGAAUUCUUUCCGAACGACACGCUGAGCCGUUUCAGAGAUUGAUGGGCUACAUUAUUGUCCUUUGCUGAGAACGUAAACGCAUAAAGGAUAAAUCUCAAGAGAGCUCGAUGCAUGUGUCACUGAGUAUCUGUGAGCACACACAGGUGUAUAUUUAUGGCUUCGGGCGCCGUCUUUUGAUGCUGAUGCACAUGAGUGGCUUCAGAUUUAUUUACAACGGUGGGUUAACUAAUCAUCAGGGUAACACACCUUAUCCGACACAAAGUCAACCACAGGAAUCAGCCCACUGUCUGCUUUCCACACAUACACACGCCGGCCAGCCGUCACACACACACAUACGCACACACCCACACACACACACAUCCAGCACAUGCAAAAUGAAUCUCAAGGGCACAGCUAAAGUCAGAGCCGCGGGCCCGAGAACAUUAACACUCCUGUUUUGGUCUCUCUUGCCAUGCAUCACUACAUCCUCUUAUCCUCCCCUCCAUCUUCAAUCUGACGCCAUCAUCAGCUUUAACACACACACGCGCGCAGAGACACACCUGGACUCAUAAUUUACCCCGGCUAAAUCUUUACGCUGUCAUUAUCAGAUCGUUUUUGUCAAAGGGAAGCUUAAAGUGCCGUCCGUCCGUCUUAUAUUACAUCACAAUCAUUUGGCACAGAAGGGCACGACCUCUCAGCCGCAACAUGUACUUAUCAGAGGACAACAAUACUUCCUGUCUAGAGAGCGUAACUAUUUUCAGUUUGAUGCCGGCGACGACUGUACAGCGGACAGAGAGCGACUGUUGCUUGCGUGCUGUAGGUCAGAAACUGCGGCGGUUUGGCAAAGGAAGCGAUUUCUAACUAGUGCUAACAUGUUGCAGCACCGAACAGAGGGCAGAGUAAAAAUACCGCGGACGUUAAAGGAUGAGGGUUUUGUGUUUGUUGACGUGUAGAAAGUCUCAAACGAGCCUCUGAGAAACACAUCUUUGGUCGAUAAUCGAUUUAUUUAAGGUCUAGUUGAAGCGAGGUUCUCCCUUUCAGGCAUUUUCCCGCCAAAGCUGUUCUUUACUGGUUGAUUUACUUUUACGACCCGAAAGCCAGCUUGACAUUACAUCAGUCAGUCAAUCAGAUUAAUAUGCAUAGCACAUUUCAGCGACAAGGCAGUUAAAAUUGUGAAACCAGUAACAGAGAUUAUAUUUUGUCCAUUGCCAUCAUUAAAAUCAUCAAUACGUUGGUCCAUGUUGCCAUUAUUAUGUGACAGCAUUAUUUAUUUAUUUUUUCCCCUCCAGGGGGUCUUUUUGUGGGCUCUAGUGUCCUUUAUAUGACAGUAGGCUGACAGGAAAGGGGGAAGGAGAAGGGGGAAGACAUGCGGCAAACGUCGGCCGGGUCCGGGAAUCAAACCCGCGACCGCCGCGUUGAGGACUGAAGGCCUCCAAAUGUGGGUCGCGCUGUCCCCUACGCCACCACAGCACGCCCUAUGUGACAGCAUUAUAAACGUCUCAUCCAGUAAAUACUUUGUGGAGGAUCAUGGUGCAGGAAGACAUUUUAAUGUUACCAGUGUCAGUAAACAGAUGUUCUCAUCCCAUUAUGUUAAUAUAUUAACACUAUUUUGCAGGUUUUGUGAAUGAACAGAGAGAUUUAUUGACACCAAGCGAUGAUAAAGAUGGUUUUUAUGAGGAAGUGAGUUGUAAAUGGUCUCCAUGGAUUCAGUGAAGAUUAUUUGUGAGUGCAUUUGAACUCCUUAAGCUCCGUGACGAGCGAUUAAUUUGAUUACUUGCUAACACUAAAGGAAUAUGUUUUUAAUGUUUAUUUUGACCUGAAUUAAUAAAGACACUAAAAGGCCUAUACAUAUUCCACAAGAACUGAGUAGGGCUGGGCGAUAUGAACGAUAUGAACUUCAAUUUUUAUCUCGAUAUUUUGUGGUACUGUUGGGAUAUCGACAAACGUGACAAUAAGAACUAUUUUUUUACAGCUUUUCUUGGUUACUGAACGGAUCUGAAAGCAUGACGCUCUUGAAUAAAACACCCAUUUGUAAUAUGUUUUUUUCAGACACUAGUCGUGUGAUUUGCAACAACAGCAGGUAGUAAAUGCAUUUAACCAUAUUUUCAAAUUUAUUGAUAUUUUUCCAUGCUCUAAGCAAAUAAUUGAGAAAAUGUCAAAAAUAACAAUCCCAACAAUAAGGACAGUUUUGGUGGUUUAAAACAUCAUCUGUUGGAUUGUAUUGUGACAACAAUAAAUCAAAAUUCCUUUAAUGACAAGAUAUUUAUCACGAUAAUAGAUAAACGAUACGACAAAUGCCCUAAAACAGAGAUCCUUAUUUUCUCUCCCUUGACUGCAGGAAACUAAAUAACGUCGUUCUGUUCUAAGUUUGAGAGUUUUUGACACAUCAUCUGGGACCGAACUGGAGCUAAGGAAGCACUAGAACCAGUUUAUGACUGGGACCAGUUUGCAGGGCAAAUGAAAAAUCCUAACUUUCAUCUUACUUUGAAUAAAAAAAGAUGUAAUUUCACAGAAAACUGAAGCAAAGAUGUGAAAGGCUAACAGCCAAACAGCUGUUGUUUUGGGUCAUCUAGACAACUUAAAAUAAUAUUUAAAUGUGUUCAUCCAUCCAUUCAUUCACCCAUUUUCUAUAACCGCUUAUCUUUGCAAGGUAGCAGGAGGGCUGGUAUCUAUUCCCAGCAGCCAUUGCGCGAGAGGCAGGGUACUUCCUGGAGAGGUCACUACAUCAUAUUAUUAGAGAUUGAUCUUGUAUAUUCUCCCCAAGGAUCGUUCGUAAGUCUGUUCCUGUUUUCUCUGGCCAACACCAUCUGAGUUACUCCUGAAGUUACACGCCGCUGGAAGGAAAGGAUCUGCCAAACCGAAAAGGUUUAAUCCGGAUCCGACGGCGUCGCAAGGGAACGAGUAGGCAUGGGCCUCAGGGUCUCAGGGUUUGCUUGGCAUUUAAAACAUUCCACUUUCACAACUGCUGAAACUCUCUAUCGCUCUGCAGUUCUUGUGGACCUUUGAAUAAAAUGAGUUUGGAGCAAAAGUGAUCCACUUCCACCGCCCCUCCCUAACCUGUUUCUGAGCACUGCAGCCCAAGACGUUUUUAUGUUACCUUUUUACAUGAAAAACAGCCAUUUUCUCCAAUUACCGUUAUGAAGUUUAUGUUAUUUUAAAAAACAAAAGUUUGCCUGUUUUAAACCUAGAGCAGUAAAUCUGUUAAGCAUAGCGGGUGUUUAAUCCAUAUUUUACUUCAGUCUUUCACCACUGUGUGCAUCUGUUAAUAAAAAGAUAAAAUAAUUUUAAAAGUCUUUGAAAAUGACCUAUCAUGAGACACAAUGUUAUAUCAGCGAAUACUGACUUUCUUCACUCCGCAGCAGACCAGUUCCACCUUUUACCAGUCACUCUGAAAAUAUCUCCGCUCACUAAAAUAUGCCAUUUUUCUAACUCAAGAGAAAAAUAAUAUGCCUGACUGUCUUAUUUAAAGGAAUAUUGCAUAUUUUGAGAAUUAAGAGCACAGCUUUUGCUGCUGAGGAAUGAAAAAAUGAAGUUGCUGCUCAGUCAGUCACUCAUUGCUGAGGGUGUUGAUCUUUGCCUUGAUCCAAGGAAGUGAUGAAUGAGAGACAGGGGCUUCUUUGAAACCUCUCCCCUCUGCUCGUAAUCUCUUAACACAUACCGUGUAUGUGCAUGCGUGCAGGCGUGUGUGUGUGUGCAGGAGAAGAUAUCAUUUCACCUGCUGUUUAGAACUCAGAGUGCUGUGAUGGCUCGCUGCUAAAGCUGCAGAUUUCAUACAUCCUUUAAGACUCCUACUGUCCUCCCUGUAGGUGUGUGUGUGUGUGUGCGUGCGCGUGUGCGUGUUUGUGUGUGUGUUUAUGUGCGGGAUUUCUGACACAGAAUUUGACCUUCUGAACCUGCUGAGAGACAGUCUGUUAUAUUUAUUUUUUUCCUCCCUCUGUCAUUUCUUUGAGAUUUUCCUUUAAUUUUGUACGUGAUGAAUCAUGAGCAAUAAAAAAAUUACCGAAUAAUUCUGGUUUCACUGAAGCUGAGUGUCGGAGUCCUGAGGGAUUUAGAGGGACAAAAGAGGUUUGGUUAACCCCGUGGCCGAGUGAGGGAAUCCUCUAGCUCACAACUGUGAAAUGACUG
This is a messenger RNA of Gambusia affinis (western mosquitofish), 10660 nucleotides long. RefSeq names its product leucine-rich repeat-containing protein 52-like. Bases 683 to 1660 code for a protein of 325 amino acids. Gene Ontology annotation, molecular function: potassium channel activator activity; transmembrane transporter binding; voltage-gated potassium channel activity. The record is from RefSeq and is a predicted model, not a curated record. Lineage: Eukaryota; Metazoa; Chordata; Actinopteri; Cyprinodontiformes; Poeciliidae. The transcript is spliced from 2 exons. Gene Ontology annotation, cellular component: voltage-gated potassium channel complex.